GGAAAUAACAUUAAGCAGUAUAAAUGCUGAUUAUGUGAAUACAAGAGAAAUUAUUUAUAAAACAGAAACAUCAUGUUCGAAAAUAUUAAAUAUUAUUGAAGAACGAGCAUUAUCGUAUGAACACGCAGUUGAAGAUGCUGCAAAACAAAUUCAAAUGGCUCCAGAUGGUAGUCAUUUUAAUCAAACAAACAAUGUUCAUGAAACCUGUAUCAAUUUAGCAAGAAUGGUUGAUAAUGAUAAUAUAUAUCAGACAAUUGACUUGAAUAAUGAAGAACAUAACAUAGCCGAAAACAACGUCUCUGUCGUUAUAAAAACAGCAAACGAUAUGAUUCAUGCACUAUAUGAACCAAUUAAUAAAAGAAAAACAAGCGAAGAUGAUACCUUAUUAGUUCUUCAUAGUCAAGUAAUGCAGGGUCCAAUAAUAACAAUUACAGGUUCAAGCACACCACAGACCUAUCAAGUAAAUGCUGAGAAGUACAAUCGCGCCAAACAUGCCACAGAUACUGCAUUAUUAACAGAAGAGAGUGGAUUCAACAAUUUAUUAUCCUUGUUAUUCAGCGCACUGUUUUCUAAUGAAGAGUUGAAACUGAGUUCUAUUCAUGGGUCAGUACAAGGAACCAAAGUAUUAUGUCUCCAACGCGUUCAUACCAUUGAUGAACAUAUGUACAAUAUAUAUGGACAGCGAUAUAUCACGUAUAGACAAACCAAGAAGUUUAAGGAUACUAUAAACAAAAAAUGUUGUCGCUUGCGCUCGUAA
Messenger RNA from Didymodactylos carnosus, 757 nucleotides. The record is from the annotation of a GenBank genome assembly. NCBI's taxonomy places the organism in Eukaryota, Metazoa, Rotifera, Eurotatoria, Philodinida, Philodinidae.